CUAAACUUUUUUUUCAGAGUUUUUACUGUUAAGAUGUAAAUCUUGUUUUGGUCCAGGAUGCCAAAUAUUUAAAAUUAGAACUGUGAGAUGGGGCAAAUACAAAGUGCUUCAAACAACUCAACAUUCUACGCUUUCAACGGCGGCGCAAUAUCAAAUAACAGUUCCCAGCCGCCCCUGAAGUUCAGUUCAAAAUUUGGAGAAAAUUGUCAGAUUUUCCGUGAGGGCUCCCAGGCUAAGAGAACAGAAAGUUUUUGCAAAGGAAUCCUGUUCAGCGAUCGUCCCGUAGAUUGUGGAGAACGGGUUUGCAUUCGUCUGACAGAACUAUCAAUACGAUGGAGCGGAGUUCUCAGAUUCGGUUUUACAUCACACAACCCGCUUUCCAUUCAAACUCUUCCAAAGUAUGCAUGCCCGGACCUAACGGGCAAGCCCGGCUAUUGGGCAAAAGCUCUGACAGAACGCUAUGCAGAAUCCAACGCACUUAUUCAUUACUAUUACACGCCAAACGGUGAUGUUCAUUUUGGAGUUAAUGGGCGGGACAAAGGAGUUUUCUUUAGCGGAGUAGAUACUCGACAACCCCUCUGGUGUUUAAUAGAUCUUUAUGGGAAUUGCACUGCUCUUGAACUUGUUGACAUGCGCAGAAGUCUUAAUAAUUUCGCCAGGGGUGAGGAUACGCCGGAAGAGGAUAAUGUUAUUGAAGAAGAGAGUGUUCCAGUCAGUGAUAAUGAUAAUGUUCUAAACAACCUGGACGAUCUUUCUCUUGAUCACAACUCAAAUGACGAGGAAAUGCCAUUGAGGUUCAACUCAGGAUUUAGAUUUAAAGAGCUACAUUUUCACAGGUUUACGGGACCUAAUGCAUCCUUGAACGGGAACGGUACAAUAGCCUGGAGACAUGAGGACGAAUAUUCCAACGGAUAUGUGUUUACCAGCCAACCAGUCAAAGCGGGAGAUAGAUUAGUCAUUCAAGUUCUUGCAACGGAAAACAUGUAUAUUGGCAGCCUGGCAUUCGGACUCACCAGCUGUGAUCCAGCAAGUAUAGAUCCGGAGACGCUACCGGAGGAUUCAGAUAUGCUCCUGGACCGUCCAGAGUACUGGGUUGUGUCUAAGGAUGUUGCUAACUCUCCAGACGAGGGAGAUGAACUGAGCUUUUGUGUCAAAGAGGAUGGAUCGGUCGAGUUCUCCAAGAACGGAAAUAUUCCCAGUGUUUUCAUGCACGUGGAUACUAGUGUCAAUCUCUGGAUGUUCUGGGAUAUCUACGGGAACACACAGAGGCUCCGUAUGGUCGGCUCUACAACCCAGCCAGUUAUUCGGCCCGAUCAACUCCGACAGAACAGCAAUGCUUCCCUGGAGAAUGAUCGGAAUAAUUUAUCAAUCUCAGAUCUGGAUCUGGAAAGGACGGAUAAUCUGGAUGCGCCUCCGAUACCUCCACCUAGACGAGCAGCCUCCGGUCAGCCUCCGACACAACCCCCUCGUGCUUUACAGCAAGAUGAUCCUCAACCUUCCAGUUCUGAACCUGAGGAGCUAAACCAGGACGGAUGUUGUGGAUCUCAGGAAACCAGUGCUGAGCAACCCUCCCGGAGUAAGGAAACCAAGAGUACGGACGAAUGCAAGAUCUGCUACGAGGCGAGCGUGGAUUGUGUUCUAUAUGUGUGCGGACACAUGUGCUUAUGUUACGAGUGUGCGCUGCAGCAGUGGAAAGGGAGAGGAGGAGGGUUGUGUCCAAUGUGCAGGAACUCAAUCCAAGAUGUAAUCAAGAUUUACCGAUCCUGAGACGGUUCUUGAGCUUCCUACUCUUCUAUGUACCUUGAGUGUUGAAUGACAGGGUCUGGAGAAACUCCAACCCCAACUGUAGUUAGCUUCUUUGACUUCUGUUUUCUUCAAUUAGAAUCGUUUGAUGUAAGAACGUUUUUUUUCUAAAAUUAAGAAGUUAUCGUGAUGAAGGGGUUAGAGUAAGUUGUAUUUUAAGAUAGGUUUGUGUAGAGAAGAAGGGAUUGGAUUAGGUCGGAUGAUAGAAUAUUUGAUAUUAAGAUGGGAUAAGGUUGGAAAACUGAAUAUUAACUUGAAAAUAGGCUGGUUAUUUCGAAAAAUGUAUUCCUUCAAAACUUUGUAAAUUUGAACCAAUUUAAGUCAUCAAGUCACCAAAACAUUUUUAUCUAAUGGAAACACAUAAGAAAGCCAUCAAUUUAUAGGUUUUACCUAAAAUUGAAAAGUUUAAGAUUUUUAAACAAGAUCUUCCAGUGCUUCAGUAUUAAGUUCAUAUUGUAGUCUUGCUAAAAGUUCUAGUUCAGGUAUUCGAUAUCAAAACUGGAUUUGGGCAUCGUCUUUUCUCAUUUUUUUUAAAAACAUUCAAGAUUUGAACAGAAAUAAACUAUGUCUGACUCUAAUCAAAACUGUAUACUCUCUUCUACUUAUUAGUCAUCUUUCAAAAUAAUAAUUGACAUUAUUAUUAAUUUAUGAAAUCCAGUUUAAUUUAUUUUAUGAUGUUGACAUGUUAAUGGAUUUCUAAAUAUAUUUUAUAAUUGUACCAUUGUGUUGCUGUAAAACUAUUUACCCCUGUAAAAAUGAUGUUCUCCAUGAAUUAACUCUCAUUUUUCUGUUCCUAACAACGAUUUUAGUUGUCCCUCAUUAUAAGUACUUUCCUCUGAAAAUUUGGUUACUUAACCCCCCCCCCCCCC
This is a messenger RNA of Eurytemora carolleeae, 2672 nucleotides long. RefSeq names its product protein neuralized. Bases 88 to 1767 code for a protein of 559 amino acids. NCBI's taxonomy places the organism in Eukaryota, Metazoa, Arthropoda, Copepoda, Calanoida, Temoridae. The record is from RefSeq and is a predicted model, not a curated record. Gene Ontology annotation, molecular function: ubiquitin protein ligase activity. The transcript is spliced from 5 exons.